Arabidopsis arenosa is the source of this 867-nucleotide messenger RNA. The record is from the annotation of a GenBank genome assembly. NCBI's taxonomy places the organism in Eukaryota, Viridiplantae, Streptophyta, Magnoliopsida, Brassicales, Brassicaceae.
AAAUAAGUAGCCUCCUCUUCCCCUUCUCUCUUUGUCUCUCUGUCUCUUUCUCUCUCCCUCUCAGAAACUCUUUCUCCAAAAAUGGCAGAGCCAAGUUUCUAUAUCGGAGUCAUAGGAAAUGUAAUCUCCGUACUCUUCUUCCUCUCACCAGUGGAGACAUUUUGGAAAAUAGUGAAGCGGAGAUCGACGGAGGAGUACAAAAUCUUGCCGUAUAUUUGCACGUUGUUGGGAUCAUCGCUAUGGACAUAUUACGGCAUCGUCACUCCCGGAGAAUAUCUUGUCUCCACCGUUAAUGGCUUUGGUGCUAUCGUUGAAACCAUCUACGUUUCACUUUUUCUCUUUUAUGCCCCUCGACAUCUCAAGUUAAAUACAGUGGUAGUAGUUGCGAUGUUGAACGUGUUUUUCCCAAUCGCAGCGAUUGUGGCCACGAGAAGUGCGUUUAAAGAUGAGAAGAUGCGUUCUCAAUCGAUAGGUUUCAUAUCUGCUGGUCUAAACAUUAUAAUGUAUGGUUCUCCUCUUUCUGCUAUGAAAACAGUAGUGACGACAAAGAGCGUGAAAUACAUGCCGUUUUGGUUGUCGUUUUUCCUCUUCUUAAACGGCGCGAUUUGGGCUGUCUAUGCUUUACUCCAACACGACGUUUUCUUACUCGUGCCAAAUGGAGUGGGGUUUGUGUUUGGGACAAUGCAACUCAUACUUUAUGGAAUUUACAGAAAUGCCAAACCGGUUGGUUUAAACAACGGUUUAAGUGAGAUUGCUCAAGAUGAAGAGGAGGGUCUCACAUCACGUGUUGUCCCUCUCCUCUCUUAAAUCCAUUUUUUAUUCGUCAAGAGCUUGUUAGUUUGGGUCUUAUAAAUAUAAAUCUUUAUA